This is a messenger RNA of Aspergillus heteromorphus CBS 117.55, 1248 nucleotides long. RefSeq names its product monooxygenase. Gene Ontology annotation, molecular function: FAD binding; monooxygenase activity. The record is from RefSeq and is a predicted model, not a curated record. The coding region runs from base 1 to 1248 and encodes 415 amino acids. The transcript has 6 exons. Lineage: Eukaryota; Fungi; Ascomycota; Eurotiomycetes; Eurotiales; Aspergillaceae.
AUGCCUUUGAAGGUGGUGGUGGUUGGUGCCGGCUUAGGGGGGCUAGGUGCUGCCAUUGCCUUGACUCGCGCUGGCCAUGACGUUGAUGUUCUCGAGAAAUCCUGCUUCCUCAAUGAAGUCGGCGCUGCAAUCCAUGUGCCACCUAACGCAUCACGCAUUCUCACGGACUGGGGGUGCGAUCUGGAGAGCCUGCAGCCUGUCCGCUGCAACCGACUUCAGGUGUGGGAUCGAGAAGGGAACCUCAUGCGAACCUCAGUUGUGACACAAGAAGUCCAGGAAGCACUGGGAAUCUCCGACGAAUGGUUGCUUGCGCAUCGGGUAGACCUGCAUAAUGCUCUGAGGGAUGUGGCGGCCACAGAAGUUCAUGGCAAAAGGCCCACCAUCCACCUGUGCUCCCGAGUGGUAUCCGUGGACCCCGAAGCUGGCGAGGUAAUCCUUGAGAAUGGCACCAGGUACACUGGUGACCUGAUCAUAGGUGCAGACGGGAGUCAUUCUCGAUGCGUUUCCGGCGUCACCGAUGACUGCCACCAUGAAAGCACCGGCCAGAACUGUUUCCGUUUCCUUAUUCCGAUGCAGAAGAUGAAGAGCAACCCUCUUACCGCAUCCCUCCUGGAAAAGACCGGCUUGGAUGGCACUCACAUAUUUACCUCCAACGAUCGAAGAAUAAUCUUUUACCCUUGCCGUCGUGGUGAUUUGCUCAAUGUUGCAGCCUUCCAUCCAUCGGGCUCUGAGAUAGCCUCAACAGACUCGGCUUCGCUUGGUCCAGGUGACAUGAGCCAAUUGCUAAAGACUUUCGAUUCCUUCAGUCCGCAACUGCAAGAGAUGUGCAAGAUGGCAGAGGACCUGAAGCUCUGGAGUCUGGCAUGUCGCACGCCCCCACGGACAUUCAUUCAUGGCAAGCUGGCGCUCAUUGGCGACGCGGCCCACCCGACCCUGCCUCAUACAGGCCAAGGUGGUGCGCAGGCAUUGGAAGAUGGAGCAGCUCUUGGAGCCCUGUUCACCCCCGCCACCGCCAAACAGGAUAUUCCGCAGCGGCUGGAGCUGUACAACCAAGUUCGAUAUGCCCGGGCUAUCACGGUGAUGAUGAUGUCUAGGAUGAGUGAUGAACGCCGAGGCCAGAUGCUGGAUGAAUUGAAGAUCUACGUUCCGGAUGCCAUGUUUCCUGAGAACAUGUGGUUCUACACUUGGAAUUCAUAUCCAGCUCGCGAUGCCCAGCGCCUGCUCCAAAUGACACAAGCUAGCACCUAA